Messenger RNA from Gossypium arboreum, 777 nucleotides. RefSeq lists its product as uncharacterized. The transcript is spliced from 2 exons. NCBI's taxonomy places the organism in Eukaryota, Viridiplantae, Streptophyta, Magnoliopsida, Malvales, Malvaceae. The record is from RefSeq and is a predicted model, not a curated record. Bases 142 to 531 code for a protein of 129 amino acids.
AAAAAUUUGGCAGGCCCUUCAAAGCCAAAACAGAUUAUUAAGGGAUCAAGUGUUGGGCCUCUUUGGUCUAGAAAACAGACAGACAGUCUAAAGGUCUUGAACCAUGGUUCUUCUUUAGACCUUAGGGUGAACAAGUCGAGGAUGGGCAAUAAACCGGGUAAGGGGAAUGGGUCGUCUACUAGGCCAAUGACAAGUGAGGAUUCGACUCUUCAUAACCGAAUACUGGAGAAACCUAAUCGGCAACAUCAAUUGGAGGCAUCAGUUACUGAAAAUGAAAUCAAGGAUCAAGCUGGAGGUGAUGGGUUUACAGAUUCGGAAUUAGCUACUCCUAACAGUGACAAUGUUGCAGAUCCCAUUGGAGGCCUCAACCCCAGCAGACACACAACAAUAUCCUUCAAGGAUCUUAAAAACCCAGACGACGAUGUAUUGACGGAGGGGGGCUUCGCUUCAAUUUCAGGGGUUGAAAAAUUAAAGACGCCGAGAAGGAUUUUAGGGGAGAAAUUUGAGGGAGCACGUGUUUCUAAAAAUUAAUAAAUUAUCCAUGGGCAAUGGAGCAAGUUUAAGGUAAACAGUAUCUCUAAAUCUUUGUUGCAUGAUUCAAUGACUUUAUUGGUUGAGUAUAUUUCGACAGAGCUUAUAGAGGAGUUGGGACCAAGUGACCCAAAUUUAGUUAAAAGACCUCAGGCCUAAAUUGUAUUCACUGGACAGUAAGGUUUUUAGUUUACUUCUAAUUACUUUAUUUUAUAUGGAUUUAAAUCUAACUAUAUUUUCUUGGAA